This is a messenger RNA of Pecten maximus, 2080 nucleotides long. RefSeq names its product GTPase IMAP family member 7-like. NCBI's taxonomy places the organism in Eukaryota, Metazoa, Mollusca, Bivalvia, Pectinida, Pectinidae. Bases 61 to 1398 code for a protein of 445 amino acids. The record is from RefSeq and is a predicted model, not a curated record. The transcript is spliced from 4 exons. Gene Ontology annotation, molecular function: GTP binding.
AAUAAGGCAAGUUCGACAUACUUUAUAUAGUAACUAAAUGCAUGUACAUCAUAAGAGAAAAUGGAGCCCCAGUAUUUCAACACAUCUUCGACAUGUCCGGCUACCCGGCAAUAUGAUGAUGAUGAUAUGUGGAAAUGUGCAGACUGCGGGUUUCGCAGUAGUUCGGAUGACCUGCUAUGCCAAGGUUGCUUCUCAAGUCGCAAUGUACAAACAGUGUGCUAUAAUAUAGGAGCCGAAAGUGAAACUCGACUAAUACUGAUUGGAAAGACUGGAACUGGAAAAAGUGCUACCGGAAAUACAUUGCUGGGGAAGCUGGCCUUCGAGUCGUCGGUGUCCUGUGAAUCGGUGACGAGGGUAUGCCGAUUAGGGACUAGCACGCGAUUUGGACGCACUCUAUCGGUGGUCGACACCCCUGGGUUGUUUGAUACAGGCCUUGAUAACGACUCCAUUACUAAGGAGAUUCUGAAGUGUGUGGGGUUGUCUGCCCCUGGUCCCCACGCUAUACUCCUAGUAAUUGGGAUAGCUAGAUUCACAAAGGAAGAAUGUGACGCUGUGAGGAUACUUCAGCAUGCAUUCGGGGAGGAAAUGAACAAGUAUCUCAUUGUAAUAUUCACACGUAAGGAUGAACUCGACAGAUGUCUGAAGACAAAGUAUGACCUAGUGAGCAAAGCUCCACCACAACUGACAGCUAUUUUGAAAAGCUGUGAUUUUCGUUUUCUGGCAAUAAACAACUGUGCUAAAGGGGCAGAAUCUGAUCUGCAGGUUCGGAAUCUUUUGGAAAUGGUUGAUGAUAUGGUUUCCAACAACAAUGGCGAGUUCUACAGAAGUAGCAUAUUUAUCCAGACAGAAAUGGUUCUGAAAGAGAGAGAAAAGGAAAUAAGAAAACAGCGUGUACUUUCGGCUAGGAUGGAACUAAAAACUUAUCAUCAUACACUUCAACAAGAAUUAGAUUCGAAUCGACAGAUGCAAGAAGUAUAUCGCAAAGAGCUGAGAAAGCAUCAAGAGUUACGAAAUAAAUCAAACGAUUUUCUGCAAACCACAACAGCAAGACAGGCUGCAAACAGGCAAAGGCAAGGUGAAGGUCGCACGGCAAGGUCGGACGUGUCGACUUCGUCAGAGGAGCUUUAUGAAAGGUUGCAAGAUUGUGAAAAGCAACUUAGUGAACUUCGAAACCAUGAAAAGAGCAUGAUAUCUUCAAUGAGGAUGUCCCUUUUAUCAAGAGAGCAAGAGUUAAAACAGAAGCUAGAAAAAAUGAAACAUGAAGUGCGCAGCACAGUUAGAGAGGAACUAGAAAAUGAAGAUCGCAAUAUUCUUACACGAAUUUGGAAAAAGAUCAUUACUCAAGGACAGGGCUUUGUUGAUAGAUUCAAACGGAUUUUUCAAUCAAAAGGAACAUGAAAAGCGUAGUUGUACUUUGUAUUCCCUAUUACAUGUACAUGUAGACACUAAUGAUUUACUCAAUGAAAACUUCUCAUCACAAAGGAAGUUAAAUAUCACUUGUUUUCCGUAUUAACGAUUUCAUGAAAUCGAAAACUGCAACAUGUCAAACUUACUGUGACGUUAUUAAUGACAAAAAGGAAUAAUAUCAAGGAUUGGUGGAUGGUGUUAAAUAGUAUGUUAAUGUGUAAUUAAAAAAGAAUGUGUUACAAUGUGGAUUAGCUAAUGAUGUUCGUGGUAUUGUGUAUUGCAGUUGUAUAAGAUUGGCACAUCCUGUGUAGAUUUGUGUAAGUGUUAGAUCUUCAUAAUAUGUCAACAGAAUCCAAUUAUUCAAAGCAUAAUUAGCUUAGAAAUUCUUUAUCUAAAAUUUACAGAGUGAAUCCACUUUAAGAAUAUCUAUAAAAAAUUAAUCUCUGUCAGAACACAUUUUGAACGCUUACGAUUUUAUUUUUUUCCAAUAUUUUUAGAAACAUUCCAGGCCCUAAUGGAUUUGCGUUAUCUGAUCGAAGAUCCAUUCUUCCUUGUCUAUGGCAUGUAUUCAUAUUUAUUUUUAAUGCACUAUCGACAUUAUCUAAUUACUGAACUAAAAUCUGUAUACGUUAUGUCACUGUUUCAUAAUUAAAAUUGAUCGAAAUACAAUCAA